Gigantopelta aegis is the source of this 10738-nucleotide messenger RNA. RefSeq lists its product as uncharacterized. Gene Ontology annotation, cellular component: basement membrane. The coding region runs from base 188 to 1321 and encodes 377 amino acids. The record is from RefSeq and is a predicted model, not a curated record. Gene Ontology annotation, biological process: cell-matrix adhesion. The transcript has 9 exons. Lineage: Eukaryota; Metazoa; Mollusca; Gastropoda; Neomphalida; Peltospiridae.
UUUAACUGAAAACUAAAUUUUUACCCCGCGCAUUAAUACGCGGAAGUAUAUUGACACAGAAGCAAUUUGUUCUUAGCAUGAAAUAGAUGUAAACUUUGAUCGUGCGAUUUUUCGUGAAUUAUUCCGUGUGAUCUGUUGGAUUUACGUUCAAACGAGGAUACCAGUCGACAGGAGAGAGAGUCCUGUGAUGUUCGGGAGAUUAUUCUUGAUUCUGGUCGCGCUGCUGGUUUUCUGCAGUUGCACAGAAGCAAAACAAAAGUCGGAGAACGAGUCACCCGACACCCUCAUUGACAUAGACUACUACAAUGAUGCUGCGGUUGCGGAGGGCAGUGGUUCUGGGAUGGACAGUGACACCGACCUGGAGACUGACGAUGAAGACCUCAUGACAUCAGAAUCAGGCAGCGGCGCCAUGGGGAUGCCCAAGAAAGGGGACAAAGUGACAACGCUGCCAACAACGAAGAAGCCGUUGACGCCGUGUCAGAACCUGCGGGAGGCAAGUAAACACCUGCUGGGGAACUUCGUGCCGCGGUGUACGGAGAACGGGGAGUACGACAAGAUGCAGUGUCGUGGGCACCCGGGGACAGGGACUUGUUGGUGCUCUGAUAUGAACGGGAGGGAAAUACCAGGAACAGCCAUGGCACAGGGAAAAGUUCCAGAUUGCGAAAAAGGCUCAAAUCUGCCGCCGUGUGUGUUUAAAUAUAUGCAGCACCUCCGGAGCAAUCUGCUGGGUGGGUAUCGGCCACGCUGCACGCUGGUGGGAGAGUUCGAGAAGCAGCAGUGUGACGGGUCUGUGUGUUUCUGUGUCAACAGCCUGGGCGCGCUCGUACACGGCACGCAGGUCACGCGACCAAAGACUCCAGACUGCACAGUUAAGACAUCGGGAGUAGUAAUAGAAGACAUGACGACAGAAAAAGCUCGCACAUCACCAAAGAAAGAUAAGAAGAAGAAACCACUAAAACCAGGAGUUGGGUACACUAUUCAACCACCAAAUGAUAAAACGCCCAUGGACAAAGAUAAGCAUACUGUCGAUAUGGUGAUACCUGGCAUAGCUACAGACAAAGCUGAGGACUCGACUAGGAAUCCCAACGAAACGGGUGAACAGACGGGUGUCUCAGCCGCCCAUGUUAUCACACAGCCAGGAAUUCUGGCAGCCAUCAUCGGAGGAGCGGUUGUGGGACUUUUGUGUGCCAUUCUGCUCGUCAUGUUCAUCGUUUAUCGGAUGAGGAAGAAGGAUGAAGGAAGUUACCCAUUAGACGAGCCUCAUAAAAAGAUGCCAGUAUAUUCACCUAUCAGCCGAAAUGAUAAAGAAUUCUAUGCGUGAGAAGAAACAACAACAAAAAGAACUAUAAAAAAACCUUUUUUUUGGAAAUCAAAAUCCUAAGGCACAACAAAAACAAAAUGGCUGUUGCAGGUCUCCAGAAUACAAAAAUGGCAGAAGCUUAUUUAUUUUGUGGGGGGAAAAGUUGAUAUAGCUCAGUUUAUUAUAUAGGGGAAACGUUGACAAAGCUCAAGUAAUUAUAUUGUAUAUUAGAUAAAAAAAACAAAUGGUUGUAAUGCUUGUAUUUGGGAGUUAAUAAUAGAACUUCAGUGAUUGGCUGAUAAAAAAAAAAGGAUGUAAAUAGAAAACCAAUUUCUGAUUGGCUACAAAAAUGGAGUUAACAAGAGAGUAUCAUGGAUUGGCUAUAAAAUAGCUGUGUAAUUUUAAAGAUGAAUCUUGAUUGGCUAGAAAUAGCCGAGAGAUGGCGGAAAAUCAGAGUUUUCCAUUUGUGUGUUCACUGGGUUCAAGCAGCCAUUGUUUCCAGCAUUACGCGUGCUUCUAUAGUAGCACCAGGUUGAACGUCAGUUGCCUUGAUCAAAACUUUCUCAUAUUUAUCUGUAUCUAUUCAUACAUAUAUACAUGUGCGUAAAAUAUUGAAAAAAAGACUUACCUCAAACACAUAGGCAUAUGUGACGGGUGGAGGAUAUUGGGGGGAGGGGGGGAGGAGGUGGGGGGUACUGCCUCUUCAGUUUUAGAAUUGGAAAACAUGUUUUUUUGUGUGUUUUUUUCAGGCAAAGGGUUGGAAAUGUGGGCAGUAGUCUAUAAAUAUCAAGAUAUGCUUACAGACAGAGGAGGCUCCCCUCCCCUCCCCACCCCUCCCCCUCCCCCUUGCUGUCAAGCCCUGUAUGUUUAUGUUCAGACACAAUGAAUAUAUUAUUAUCCUAAGUGUUGAGCAUGGUGAUUCAGCACUUGCGUUUGAUUUUUAAAAAAAUGCCUCAGCCAAAGGCGAAUGCUGAUGCAGAAGUAGUUUGCUUCAGCUGAAAUUUUUUCUUUUCUUUUUUCUCAGCAUUUGUAUUUGAAAUGCCUGUACAACAAAAUUUUCAAGGGUAAAAAAAAAAAAGAUGCUGAAUGCUGAUGGAAUUUGUAAGGGCUAGUGCUGAAGUGUCACACUUGCUAAAGAUUAAUUUUGAUCUAUUCCAUUUCUAAGAUUAUAUAGGGAUAUUUGCCUUAUUAGGAAAAAGUUCAAAAACGAAGGAGAGAUUUAAAGUUUGAUUAAAAACAUUGUGUAUCUAAGAUAGUGCUAAACAAAUUGUGUCUAAAUAUGAUGUGUGAUUGUGUACGCAAAUAAUAAAACAAUAAAUAGCGAUAAACAUUGAACUUUGUACAGACCUUUUUCACAUGAUGUGUUUAACUCUGAUAUUAUUGUAUUAAAUAUAUAUUUUCAGCUGCAGUCUGUAGUAUAUCAUUAUUAUUUAACUAUUUAGAAAACAUUAUUCACGUUAAAUCUUUCCUGUGACGCACUGGUCAGUGGACUAUUUGUGUGCUAUAGAGCUAUGGAAUUUUGAAUGGAGCAAGAAUUAUGCCAAAAGAGUCGAUUUAUCGGUUCUUAUCUUUAUACUACUAGCCAUAGGGGUUGGAUGGGGUGGGGGGGGGGGGGGGGGUGGAGUGCACUUUUUUGAGGACAGGUAAUGUAUCUAAUUCGUGGUCUAGAUAGGUGAAAAUAGCUAAAGGAAAUCGAAGAAUGGUGUUUCAGGUACAGGUCUCCGACAACUGCGAGAACAGUUGUUUCGUUUGCGCGUUACUUGCACAAAUCUAAUUCUGCCUAUUUUUCGUUUGCGCAAAAGUUGGAACACCAUUCAGGGUUAGCUCUGGCACUCGUCAAAUUCGCCAUCUAUUAUGUAUAUCUACUAUUCAUACAUAUAUACAUAUUGAAAAAAGACUUACCUCAAACACAUAGGCAUAUGUGACGGGGGCGGGGGAGGAUAUUGGGGGAGGAGGUGGGGGUACUGCCUCCUCAGUUUUAGAAUUGGAAAACAAGUUGUUUGUGUUUUUUCUUACACGGCUAGCUCUGGCACUUGCCAAAUUCACCAUUUGCGAAUUAUAAAAACAAUUGGUGAAUUUUAUUUUAAUUUUUGCGAAAUAAUUUCAUGAAAUAAAUGAAAUAUUGUUUGAAAAUAACUGGGUUCCUGGCAUUUUUUAACUUUUGUAGAUAAUUUGGGGAAAUUUUCUGCUAACCCACAGCUAACCCUGUUAACUUGGAUAUAUAACGGGUUACGCAGAAAGGAAAUGGGUUACCUGGAUUUAUUUCUGUGUAACUGAUAAAUGGUUUACGCAGAUUUUCAAUUAUCAGUGGCUUGAAUAACAAAGUUAACGUGGAUGUUCUGUUUUAAAUGGAUAAAUAAUAGAAAUAUUCUACACACUGCAGCUUUCACAAGUAGACCAAAAACAAUUGUCAAAAACCGUGGCUUUGUUGUGUGUGUAUAAAUUAUAUCAAAUUUAAAAGAAACAAAAAAACAAAAAGAUUUUUUAUCUUUUUUUCUUUUCUUUUUAUACCGAGUGGUAAAUGAAAUUUACAAAUAUUUCUGAAUCAAAAUAUUUCUUGUAUUAAUUGUAAAUGUUGGUGAAACUGAGAUGCAUAUAUCCCCUCCAUUUUGAAAAUGUGUUGAUUUAAAAACUUUUUUGAAAUUUUAUGUGAAGACAGUUGAAAUCAUGUAAGAAAAAACAUGUUCUGUUUGCUUGAUAAAAGAGUUAUUAUCAACAUCAUGGAAUGUUUCAUCUUCCAGGCUACCGGUAAUUGAAAAAGCAGAUGAUUUAAAAAAAAAAAAUUAAUUACAUGAAGGUGUUUACUUUUAAUUCAUUGUGUUUGCUACAGAUGUCUUUAUUAUAAAUAAUAGUUUCGUUCAUGCAAGUUUUAUGUAGAAGCGAGCAAAAUUUCAAAGUUGUUUCUUUUUUCGUGUGUUUUUUUGUGUGUGUUUUUUUUAAAUAUAAAAUGUACCUAUAGAAGUAUAUUACAUAUUUUGUUCUAAUCUUGAUGAAAUGAACAAUGUGGUCAUGUGACUUGGCGACUCAUCACACGCGAACAUUCCACUCUGCUAGACAGGGUCAAGGUCAGAUGAGGUCGUUGUCAUGACAACGAUCUUUAGAUGACCUUUCAUUUUGUUCUCCGUACUUUGUUCAUCAUGUAGCGACUGUCCUCACCUCCCACCCCCUCUUGUUACCCCCACCCUUUAAUUCCUCCCCUAUAAUCCCCUCCCUGUUUGUUUUAUGUUAAUAUUUUUUGUUACAAAGCUUUAAUUUACGUUCCCGGAGAUUUACAGUGUAGGUUUAUUGGCUUUGAUUACCAGUGAUGGAAUAAAAUCAGAAAAAUAAAAAUUUUAAAAAUAAUUACGGUACAAGAAUUUUUUUUAAACCAUGUUCUUGCAGAUAACAUUUUAAAUAUAAAAUAAUAUUUAGAGCUGAUUUGGGUGUUUUUGUAAAAAAAUAUAGAAUGUUAUUUCUAUUUUGUUUUAUUUUCAGAAUGUUUUUAAUAGUUUUUGGAUUUUUUUUUUUACAAGAUGUGUAAAUUCUAGUACAAGUUGCAUUAAAAACAGCAACAAAUUUAAUGUCAAAAUUUGAUACAUUUUUUGCAACAUACAUUGAAAAAAAACCUUACUGCAUUAUUGUUGGCAAGUUUAACUUAAGACUGACACAGAACCCACCGUUAGAUUGACAACACUGCCUCAAUAGGAAGACUCGUUUUUUUAACAGGAAUCCAGUUCAUGUAGAUGAACAUCAACAGAAUCCAAUUACAUUCCCAUAAAUAUUAAAAGAAGAAGAAAACAAAAUUAAUCAGACAUUCUGUGUUGCUGAACCUUUUUAUCUUAGUAGGCUUGUACAGUGAAACCCCUCAAAACUGGACCUCUGUAAACUGGAAUUCCCUCACACCGGACAUUUUUCACCAUCCCAUUUUAAUAAUCAAUACAGAAAUGAACCUCUCUAAACCAGAUACCUCUUAAAAUCGGACAUUUUACUUGGUCUCAAGGAUGUCCAGUUUAGAGGGUUUCACAGUAAUUGGAUUCUCGUUGAUCCAAAUGGAUUCUGGUAGACGUAAUGAAAAAUGAGCUCCGAAUAGUUGGUACUUAAAGUAGUUGUCUUGGCAUUUAUUGUACAUUGUGUUGAGUCCAGUAAUAUGAGUUAUUUUGAGAAAACAGACUGAUAAAUCAUCUGUAAUAUUCUUACUGUUACAGUAACUUUUAAGUGCUUUUAAAAUAAAGAUACAUAAAUAUACAUUUUCGGUGAAUAAACAAUGCCUGCAAUUUAGAAAAUGUCCAUGGCAAAAACGCAUGCCUUGAAAAACAUUUCUAAUAUAGUUCACAGCUUAAAAACAUGUCGUGGAAAAAGAAAAACUUCACGGCAUUGCUAAUUGCUGUUGGCAAUUGCAGGGGUCACUUGAUAGGUCAAUUUUAAAACUGUCAUUUAUCCCCAAAACUGCUGUGUGUAUUUAAUAAUUUACAAUAUGUCCAUGUUUAACACUUAGACACAUCUGAACUAAACGUGAAAUAUUCUUUUAUAAAUUUGGCUUUUAUGUUUUUAGUGUUUAAAAAAAAAAAAAAAAACCAUCUGGAAGAAGAAUUUUAACUCAAGUGUUUGAUGUUUUCAGUCAGUACACAUGUAUAUAGUAAUCAUAUUUUAUAAAAACAGUUUGCAGACUGGGUUUUUUUCCACCUUUUAUUUUACUGUUGAUGAGUUAUUCUUUAUAAUUGUUUUAUCUUUUUCUUAUUUUUAUUAAUAUGUUUUUAAUAAAACCUUGCUUUAUCCCAACACCGAAGUUACAAAUACGAUUUCUCUUAGUAUAUAUUAUGUGAUUCCAGUAUAACUGUUUUAGUGGCUCAGGGUUUUUUUUUCAAGUUUUACUUCAGCUUUUUACCGACAGAUCUAUUUAUUUACCCUACCUUUGAUGAACAUGUUUGCAGCCCCUGCAAUUAAGAAAAUGCCCACGGCCAAAAAAACAUGCUAUUGAAAACACAAAACCCCUGAAUAGUCCUAGGGAAAAAAGUACCAUGGAAAACUAAAACCUCCAUAUCAAUCUCCACGACAUUGCCGAUUGCCGUGGGCAAUUGCAGGGCUUGUGUUUGGUCUAAAGUCUUUUAUUGUUUGCUCAACCCUGUUCAAUGCAGAGUCAGCUUGUAAAUUGGUCUCUAAUGAAGGUAACAUUCGUGAAGGAUAUUACGGCUUGGGCAGGAUAUGCUCAUCUCUCAUUAUCUCAAAAUCCUGUGCUUAUAUAAAUCAUUUUAGAGUCUGAAUUAAUGAUCCGUCUCCGUGUAGCCUCGGAUACAGAUUACAGCACGAUUAAACUCUGAAUUUAGAUCUCAAAAUUAAGUGUAAAUGAACUAAUAGUUUGAACCUCAAGUGCAGACUGCAUAUUUCAUCUUCGACUUCGACUCUAGGCACUAAUAGCCGAUGUGUAUUUUUGUGCUGGGGUGUCGUUAACCAUUAAUUCAAGGCACUAAGCUCGAGUCUGCAAUGUAGAUUUGAGUCUUCAGUUCAGACUUCAAGUUUGAGUCUGGACUAAAGAUUUCAAUCUCCAAUUCAGAUUUUAAGUCUGUACUAUACUGACGAUUUGAGUCUGAACUGCAGAUUUCAGCUUUCAUUUCAGACUCAAAUUUGGACUGUGAUUGAGCAGUCGUUGUAGACUCAGUGUCUGAACCUUGAGACCGGACUCAAAUUUCAAUCUUUUGAGUCCAGAUUUGAAUGUUAUAAAAGCAUGGGACUUGGUAUCAUCACUGAUGUGACUGUCGUUGAUGACUGCACUCUUGUCAUAGCUUUGUUGAAAUCUUUCAGGCUCAGUUUGUACAGAGAUAUGGCUUCUGAACACAACAGCUUUUUUUUAAGUUUAAAUUUUGAUGGCUUGAAGUUAGUCUAGUAAGUUAUAUUUAAACUUCAUAAAAUUUCAUUUAUCAUUAUGGGUUGUUGUUGGGGGUUUUCUUAGUUAAUUAAAACAAUGUAUUCAGAAUAAAUAUUUUUGUAAUCUGAGGUACUGGUUAAUGUACGUGUACUUAAGCCCAAGAUCACCGUCGUUGGGUUAAUGGAAGGAACGUCGCUAAUAAUGCAAGAUUUAUGUUCAACGAAUGUUAUUUGUGAUUGUAGUUGCAAUAGUUGAAGAUCAAAUGGGAAGUGAAAUUUGUUACGUUUUUAGCCAGUUGUCGAUCCAAAAUUUUCAUUUAGAGGGCCAUUCUUAAUUUAUUUGCACAACUGUUCUUAGAAUCAUGUUCAGGGUUAUCACUGUUAUGCUAGUGGUUACAAAGUACACCUAUUAUGCUAGUGAUUACAAUGUACAACUAUCAUACUAGUGAUUACAAUGUACGACUAUCAUAAUAGUGUUUACAAUGUACGACUAUCAUGCUAAUGGUUGCAAUGUAUGGCUAUCAUGCUAAUGGUUGCAAUGUAUGACUAUCAUGCUAGUCGUUACAUUGUACAGUAAUCUUCUUCUUUUUUUCUUGUUACAUUGUACAAUAAUCAUGCUUAUAUACAGCUAAGGCAUGUGGUUACAUUGUACAGUUAUCAUGCAUGUGGUUACAUUGUACAUCUAUAACGCUAAGAGCUCUAUUUAAAAUUAUUUACUUUUCCUUUCUUUAAAAUCUACAUUAUUUGGGAGCUGAAAGUAAUGUUUCAGAGAGAUCAGAUAUUUAGUUUUCGUUUUUUGCUGUUAUGCUAAAUAUUUAUCAUUAACAUUUGAUCAAAAGGGUGGAAGUUAUUUGUAUGUUGUCGUAGCAGUUAAGAACGGUUUUGCACUUUGUACAGUUGUGACAUUUGUAAUGUAUUACACACAUACAUGUAUAUUCAUGUUGGCCAGUAUGGAUGUUUUGUUCCACAUUAUUUUGCAUUCUUAAAGUUUGAUUUAUUUCAAAUAUAUGUAAACUGUAAACCCAAAUGUUGAUUUCUUCCAGAAAAUUGACUCUUUAUUAUUAUUAGAGGUUAGUAAUGGACAGUCAUAGACUUGGAACCCAGUGUUUAAAUACAUUACUUGGCGCUUCCAAAGUUGUCUUUAUUUGUCAACCUUUUAUUUUUAAUUUUUUUAAACAAAUUAGCUUAAAAUAAAGAUUACAAAAUAAAGUGGAAUAGGAUUCCAGAGGCUUAUUAUAUUUUGUACUAAUGAGGUGUGCUUUGUAUGUUUUCGUGUUAGCAAAUGUACAAAUAAAUAGACCAAUUUGUAUUAGUAGUACAAAACUGAAUUGAUCAAUUCGUGCCAGCGGUACGGAAAUUAAUUAGUUCACCAAAUAUUUGUCUUUUUCAGUGACUUCAUGUGGGUUUUUUUAAUGCCUUUUUUUUUCUGAAUGUGAUUUAUCUUGUAAAAUAGCCAGCCAGAAUUCGUAGACAUUUAUUUUUCAGUAUACUUACAACAUUGAACAAUGAAUUUUAGAAAUUUUUAUUUCUUAAACAUCAGUAGGAACUGAAAAACAAAAUGUUGUGAAUUUUGUUUUUAUUUUGGUGUAUAUUAUGUGAUUUUAUGCCCAAGCUAAUUGAUACUGUGUAGGGAAAUAUAUUUUGUACAUAUACUUAAACUGUUUUUAACACAUUUGAAUAUUGCUAAGUUUUGCAUACAUUUUGUUGUUUUAUGUCCGAACAAUUUUACUUCUUUGUGGUGAAAAAAAAGUAACCAUUAUUGUAUGGUACAUGCCUUUUCAUUGCCAUUUUGUUUCUUUAUCAGUUGUCCAAAAAUUAAAAAAAAUAGAUAAAAAUAACAAAAUGUUAUCUAUGUGACCAUUGAUAAAUUGAUGACACAAUUUAGUUUAUUUGAUCUAUUUUUAUUUUUUGUUUUAAGAAAUGUUUUAAUAAGAUUUUUUAUGAAAAAAAAUUCAAACAUUCUAAGAGAUUUUAAUAAUAAUAAAAAAAAUCAAAUGUCACAGGUCAUAUUUUGUUUUAUUGUCCUUUGUCUCAGUUAUGUACGUAUAUAUGAUUUUAUUGUUCUAUAAUAUCAUGUGAUAGGAUAUGGUUUAUAGAAAUGUGUCUCCAUUAGAAUCUGUAACUUCCUUAGGUUGUGAUUGGUCGGUUCAGUCAUCUUUAUCUCGAGUAAACCAAUCAGAUCCUUUAUUGCAUUGAUACAGUGACAUGUUUGGUUCAUUUGAACCAUGUUACUGUUUAUCUACCGGCCUCAAUGGUACGAUGGUUGGAUCUUCCGAUCCACGGCUGAUAGGUAUUGGGUUCAUAUCUUUAGCUUUAACACUGUAAUGUUACGGCAAUUUGAACUAUAAUAAUUUUGUAAUAACAGCCUCUUAAAAGACACGGUACCUAGUUGUUAUGCUGUAUGAAAUAUUUUCAAUUUUUCAAAGCUUAUUUUUUAAAAAUUACAUAUUACUUGUAAUUUCUUGCUUAAAGAAUCUUAUUUUGACAAAUCUAUUGCAUUCAUGGUCAUGUUGGUGUUUUAGUAAAAUACAUUUUAUGCGAGUUCGAUGAGGGGUGUACCUCUGGAACUUGAGUCAUUACCUUUAACAUUUAGCAUACGUUCUCUCAACAUUCUCCAGUGCAAUGCAGUUCUGGUUGGUUUCUUUGAGUAUGAAGGUAACUGACAGUUUCGCUAUCUAAUCAAGACCAGUAAUUCCUCAUUUAAGCCAUUCCAAUUUAUUUUCUUUCUUUUAUAUAUUAAAACCUCAAGGUAAACCAUGAUUCCCUUAGAACCGGAUCCUCAGUAAAGUAGAAUUCCAUCAAAACCGGACCCUCAAUAAAGUAGAAUUCCCUCAAACCCAGAUCCUCAGUAAAGUAGAAUUCCCUCAAAACCAGACCUUUUCAAGACCCUUUUUAAAUACCUGGACAUUGUGACUGAGUCUUAAUCGGAUAUAUGCAUGAAAAUCAAAUUUCAGAUGAAAUUGAAUCUGUGAACACAAGCAGGAGUCAAAAUUGGUCGACAUUACUGCCGGUAAUUUGGAAUGAACAAGCAUGGAAGGCGCAAGACACUAGUGGGUCUGGGGGCAUGCCUUCUAGGAAAUUUUGAAACCUAGAGGCUCUGAAAUACCAUUUUGCAGCCAUUUCAGGGAAGUAAUAUACUUAAAACAACUCAAAUGGUUAAGAAGAGGAUUUUCUUUCUUUAAGUUUCUAUUAUUGUUACAGCCAUGUGGUCCAAAGAGUAAAAUAAAAUCUCCCAGCCCAUGCUGAUGUCGUCUGCCAAAACAGUCGACAUGGCAGUAUUUUAAACCCUGACAAGUUUUCUUUUUCUAAACGGCGAUGGCAAUAGAAAUGAAUUUCUGUUAUUUUCAUUGUCCCUACUCCCCCCCCCACCCCACCUCUAGCUCUCUGAAAUGAAUAAUUUGCAUGAAAAGUGGAAGAAAUUAAGUUGGAAUGGCUUCCGACUACCUGUAUAAGUGGGUGGAGGAGGACUCGUUGCAGUGAGUACGCGUCUAGUUGUAAACUAUAUCUUGGUGCCUGUAUUCUCUAGCAUCAUCACCUUCUAAUACUAAACUCAAGUCGUACAAGUUGAAGAAAUAAACGUUUUUUCAUAAAAAAAAA